AGUUAAACAAGUAUUCCGUGAGCCGGGGCCACACGUUCGGACGAUCUCAGGAAUUGCCGUCGGCGCACUGUUUGACGUUUCGCUUGUAAACAUCGAUCUGCUAUGAUGGAUUUACAAUACUUUGGAGGAUUAGAAGGUGGGGCGACACACUCCAAGUUUGUGUUGUACAGGUCUGAUGGCAAAAUUCUUGCUUGGAGUGAGGGGGAGUCCACCAACCAAUGGCUGAUUGGCCAGGAUGAGUGUUGUCGUCGUAUACACGGAAUGUUGGUGGCAGCGAAGAAGACUGCUGGACUGGAAGAAGGGGUCCGACUGAAGGCACUAGGCCUCUCAAUGAGCGGUGCAGAUGAGGUUGAGUCACAGAAGCAGCUGAUAUCCAAGAUCAAGACUGAGUACAGCAGUGACUGUGAAGAGGUGUUUGUGGCGAGUGAUUCCUGGGGAGCGCUUUUCACUGCCAUUCCAACAGGAGGCAUAGUGCUGAUAGCAGGAACGGGAUCCAACUGUCAGCUGAUCAACCCGGACAAGACGACCCGGCGCUGCGGGGGCUGGGGUCAUCUCCUAGGGGACGAGGGGUCAGCCUACUGGAUCUCCCAGCGGGCCCUCAAGAUACUGUUCGACCAUGAUGACAACUUUAGCCUUUGUGAGACAAAGUCCAAGUUGAAUGUGGAACGUGUACGCACUAUUAUGAAGGAGCAUUUUAAGGUAGCUGAUAGGACCGGCAUGUUGGAGCACAUGUACGCAAAGUUCGACAAAUCCAAUAUAGCUGGAAUGUGCAAACACCUUGCAAAAGGUGCUGAGGACGGGGAUGAGCUGUGUCAGCAGGUGUUCCAUGAUGCAGGGCUGGUGCUUGGCAGCCAUGUUCUGGCAGUGGAGCCAGCCAUAUCUCAGAGUCUGCUGGAUGGUCCUGGAGGUCUCCACAUUGUUGCUGUUGGAUCGGUGUGGAAAAGUUGGAAGUUUCUAAAACCUGGUUUCCUGUCUGUGUUCAAGGGUGAGCGAGGGUCUCAUAGCCGAAUCAAGGAGUUGACCCUUGUUGGGCUGAAGCAGCCUGCCAGUUUAGGGGCUGCGAGUCUAGGGGCCAGGGCCGUGGGAGUCACACUGCCCCUUGACUACGCUGCCAAUGCUGAGGUGUUCUUUCAUGACAAAGUGUAGAACUGUGGACAUCAGGGUCCAUAUUAAUGUCUAAGAAUAAAGAAUAUUCUUUAAACUGGAAUAUUCAAGAAUUGCUUCACCUUUGAGUCAAACUUCAAAUAAACAGCCUCUAUUAACACUUCAUAUGGAAUAUUCUGUUUAGGUCAUUGUAAAGAGUGGUAGCUUGUGUAUAUUCAAACUGAACAUUUUAUUUUGGUUCUUACUCUAUUCUUUAUGCUGCAUCUAAGAAUGGGUUGGUGAAUACGGGCCCAAUUUCUAAAAAUAUCUGUUGUUUUUUUUAAGAAUAAUUGGCUGAAGUAUCUUAUUAUCCCCCGCCAUAGGCUGAGGGAUAUUGUUUUGGCGUUGUCUGUCCGUCCUUCCGUCCGUCCGUCCGGAGCCAUAUCUUGGAAGUGCAUUGGCGGAUUUCAUUGAAACUUGGUAUGAGUAUAUAUAUGGAAACUAGGAUGAUGCACGCCAAAUGGCGUUGUACACCAUCUGAUAAUAACAGAGUUAUGGCCCAUUGUAUCUUGAAAAAAUGCUUUUUUUAGUGUCAAAUAUAACACUUUUGUGUCCAGAAGCAUAUUUGCGGGGGAUAUAAAUUCAACGAAUUUGCUUGUUUCAUUAUGGUUUUUGCUAUUAGUAUUGCUAUUCUUAAGUUGAUGGGGGUUUAGACGCUUUUACAUGUAUUUAUGUUGUUUAUUUCACGGUUACUAGUAAUUGUCAUUUCAGAAGCUUGUACAACAAUAUGUUUACCAUGAAAAUUUUGCAAAUUUUAUUGCAAUAUGAUAAAAAGUUAAUUAAGCUAAGCGUUUUAAAACAGAAUUAAGGAUAUUGGUGAAAUUGGGGCAAGCACAUUAGACUGUGAUGUUGCCACAUGAUGUUGUAUGGUGUGAUGGCAACUACCUCACUGCAAUACAAUGGUGAUUGUUAGAGGCAAUAGAGGGUGCCUUGUUAUAAUAAUGAUUUUGAACAACGAAAGGUGUUAUUGCAUUGUUUUAUAUCAUGUAUUUUAAAAAUUGUGCCAUUUGAAUCACAGAUAUAUAUGACACCUCACUUGCAUGCACACACACAGCACAUAAAGCACGCGUGUGAAGUAGAUGGUAGACACCAACUAUAUAUAUAUAUAUAUAUAUAUAUAUAUAUAUAUAUAUAUAUAUAUAUAUAUAUAUAUAUAUAUAUAUAUAUAUAUAUCUUUCCAAAAUUGAAAAUAAGUUGUUUUAGCUAUUUUCUGUUUGAGUAGUUCUGUAUUACAUCUAUUAGAGCAGGUGUGCUUAUGGUGUGCUUAUGUAUAUUCAAGAAAUAAUAUUUAGUAAUGAUAAAUUUCGUUCAUUUGCUUGUACUGAGUAACUGGGUUGUGUUUUUGUGUUGAACAUCAUAAGAUAUACCAGCACUAAUUUAGAUAAAUCUACUGCUUAGCACAAAGUGUUUGUAGUUAAUUUUUGGGUUUCUUAUUGUUUUAUGUUAUUUAUAUGUUUCGUUUGUUUGAACAUUGCACAUUGUUGAAUAUAAAAUAUGUGAAUACUUUUACUUUGUUUAUGCAUAUUUUUGUAACCAGAGCUAUAUUUUGAAAAUAAAAUAUAUAAAAAUC
This is a messenger RNA of Dreissena polymorpha, 2713 nucleotides long. RefSeq names its product N-acetyl-D-glucosamine kinase-like. Bases 103 to 1146 code for a protein of 347 amino acids. The transcript is spliced from 9 exons. Gene Ontology annotation, molecular function: N-acetylglucosamine kinase activity. NCBI's taxonomy places the organism in Eukaryota, Metazoa, Mollusca, Bivalvia, Myida, Dreissenidae. The record is from RefSeq and is a predicted model, not a curated record.